AUGCUGCAAGUAACGCGAGAGGCACAGCGACUACUUGAAAACGGCUGGAAAGCAUGCAGCCACGGUCAAGCGGUGGAACGUCACUUUACGUUCAAGACCUUUGCCAAGACCUGGGCUUUCAUGGACGAAGUCGCCGCAGAAUGCAAGAAGCAACGUCACCAUCCGGAGUGGCGGAACGUGUACAACAAGACGCACAUUCGCUGGACGACCCAUAGACCGAAUGGUUUGUCGCUUAAAGAUACCCUGAUGGCGAGGUUUUGUGACGAAGCUGCCAAACGGCAUGGUGAGCUGCCUCUUCAUGAUCAGCCCAGUCAGAAACCGAGCACUACCGACACUAGGGUAUCGGGGGUUAACGGCGAGAACGGUCCUUAA
Molecule: messenger RNA, 372 nt
Organism: Baudoinia panamericana UAMH 10762
Lineage: Eukaryota; Fungi; Ascomycota; Dothideomycetes; Mycosphaerellales; Teratosphaeriaceae
Exons: 2
Coding region: 1-372 (123 amino acids)
Biological process (GO): tetrahydrobiopterin biosynthetic process
Molecular function (GO): 4-alpha-hydroxytetrahydrobiopterin dehydratase activity
Source: RefSeq, a predicted model, not a curated record